AGAAAGAACAAGAUCCUCAUUUUCUUGUGGAAGGCAUUUAGACUCAUAUAAGUAGACACAAGACAUAAUGGUCGUUCCCCAUCAUGCUUGUGAUUUCUAUCUAAACUACAUUUGCUCAAAAUCGCUCUGCUGCUCUGCUCUUGUUUUUCAACAUCACUUUUCUCAAAUCCAUACCUACAUUUCUGUGCUAUACAUACUUCUCUGCUUUCUAGAGGAGGCCGUAGAGGCAGUGGUAGAUUUCGUCUUAUUCUCUCAAUAUUGCUUGCAACUUGUAGUUUUGCAUCUCGAACAACAUUUGUGUUCACAAAAGAAUAGAAAAAAAAAUUACAAAAACAGAAAAACUAUUUUAGGAAAAAUGGAAAUUAUUUCUUCAAUUGUUGAAAAAAUAGUAGAUUACUCAGUUGGUCCAAUCGGAGAACAGUUUGACUAUAUUAUCUCCUGCAAAAGCAAUAUCAAAGAUCUUGAAAAGGAAUUUCCGAAGCUACUUGAGAAGAAAGAGGCAGUGCAACAAUCUGUUGAUGGAGCCCAAUGGAAUCAAGAAGUAGUCGCAAGUGAAGUGAAGACGUGGCUGACAAAUGUGGAGAAACAAAUUGAAGAAGUGCAUAAAUUCCUAGAAGAAGAUGUCAAAACUAAUAGGAUGUGCUUAAAUGGUUGGUGUCCUGAUCUCAAGCUACGUUAUUCCUUGGGUAAGAAAGCUCAAAAGAAUACUCGAGCUAUCAUUAAGUUGCUAGAAGAAGGUACAAAAUAUGAUAGGGUGUACAAUAUUGCACCUCCAUUGAAAGUGAGAUCGUCAUCCAUGGAUCGUUUUAAGGAUUUUGAAUCACGAAAAUCAAUGAUUCAAAAUGUUUUGGAGGCUCUAAGGGAUGACAAAAUCGACAUGAUUGCAUUAUGUGGUAUGGGAGGGAUUGGCAAGACAGAAAUGGCCAAAGAAAUAGCUAGAAGAGUCCAAGCUGAAAGUUUAUUCGAAAAAGUUGCCAUUGCAGUGGUGUCUCAAAGUCCAAACUUGACAAAGAUUCAAGGCGAACUUGCGGAUAUGCUAGGCAAGAGACUUGAUGUAGAGGGUUUAUAUGGAAGAGCAGAUGAAUUACAUUCGAGGUUGAUGAAGAAGAAGAGCGUCCUUGUGAUAUUGGAUGAUGUUUGGGAACAGCUUAAUCUUGAGGCUAUUGGAGUUUACUAUGCAGUUAAAGAAAAGCAUUGCAAAAUCUUGUUGACCUCAAGAAAUGAGGAAACUUGCAAUCAAAUGGGAAUUCAGAAGAUUUUUCAAAUUGGACUUUUAUCUGAAGAAGAAGCUUGGAAUUUGUUCAGAGAGAUGGCAGGUGCUUGUAUCAAUACUCCCAAUCUAAUUUCAAUAGCAAAACAGGUUGUGAAGGAAUGUGGACAUUUGCCUAUUGCUAUUGUAACAGUUGGAAGUGCUCUUAGCAACAAAAGCGAUGAGUACGAGUGGAAAACCGCGCUUCAACAACUUAAAAUGUCUAUCCCACAAUAUAUCACUGGUAUGCAUCCAAAGGUAUAUUCCAGCAUAGAGUUCAGUUACAAUUAUUUAGGAACUGAUGAAGCCAAAUCGUGCUUUUUGUUAUGUUGUUUGUAUCCCGAUGAUUAUGAUAUUCCUGUUGAGCAUUUAGUUAGAUAUGGAGUUGCAAAAAGGUUUCUUAAAGUCUUUGGUACUGUGGAACAAACAAGAGCACAUGUCCAUGCAAUAGUUCGGAAUAUUCGAAGAUCAAAUCUAUUGUUGGAUAGCAAAAGGUACGAAAGCGUCAAAAUGCACGAUAUUGUGCGAGAUGUUGCCAUAUCAAUUGCAUCGAGAGACCAACAUGGUUUUAUGGUAGAGUUGGAUAGAAGACUUGUAGAAUGGCCACAGAAGGAUACAUAUGAUGGUUACACCACAAUUUCUCUUUUACUUGGAGAUAUUAAAGGGCAUCCUGAUGGGUUGAAGUGUCCCAAACUUCAGCUAUUGCGACUAUCAUGUUUAAAGGAUUCAGAAACAUUGCCAAGAAAUUUAUUUAAUGGGAUGAAUAAGCUAAAUAUGUUGUCUUUGGAAGAAGGCUGCUUUUCCUUGAAGUCAUUGCCACCAUCAAUCCAGAUUCUCGAGAAUCUUCGCAUGUUGAAUCUUGAGAGUUGUCAUUUAAGAGAUGUGUCGGCAAUUGGAAGCCUUGGAAAACUAGAAGUUCUUGGUUUUCGUGAUUCUGAAAUUGAGGAGUUGCCGCAUGAAAUAGGAAAUCUUAGUCAAUUGAAGCUGUUGGAUAUGAAGGGGUGUCGUUCUCUAAAGAAAAUUGCAGCUGGUGUCAUAUACAGUUUAUCUCAUCUAGAAGAGUUGUACAUGGCAAAAUUUGAGAAUUGGGAAUAUACGACUACGAUGGAAGAAAAUGGAGAAGGAACAAGUAAUAAUGCAAGCCUUGUUGAACUAAUUCCCCGUUUCGGUCAAAUGACGGUUUUAGAAAUUAGCGUACCAAGUAUCGGGUGCUUGCCAAAAGAAUUGCACUUCAGAAACUCCAACUUGAGAUUUAGGAUAAACAUUGAAGAUGAUGAGACCUAUUUAUUUGAAAAUGCAAUUAGACUCGACGAACGUGAGGAUGCAAGUGAUCUUGGGAAAGUACUUUUGGAGAAUAGGGGCGUUUUUGGCAACCUAAAACAUUGUGACAUAUUUAAUUGCCAGCGUUCGGAAAAUAUAUUUUGGUUGGCCAUGGUGAGAGAUUUGAUUCAACUCAAAUCAUUAGACAUUUCUAAAUGUGAAAAUAUACAAGAAGUUUUUUCGAAGGAAGGAGAUCAAGAUAAGAAGAAAGUCAUCGGUGAUAUCAUUACAUUGCCGAACUUGGAGAAAAUAUAUCUAUCUUCCUUACCAAGGCUUACUGGUAUCUGUAAGUCCAUGGACUCAGUUGAGGUUGAAAGAGGAGGAGGCAGCACUUCAUCAACAACCCUCUCUCAUAAACUAUUUUCAUCCAACACCAUUUUGUGGUUUCCCAAUUUGGUAAAGCUUUAUGUAAGCAAGUGUGGAUUACUAGAAGUGAUAUUUGAUCUGGAAAGACCAAAGGUCAUAGAGAACCGCCAGCUCAUCGUAGCACUUUCUCAAUUAACAAGCCUAACGUUAAACAAUUUAUCUGGAAUGGCACAUGUGUGGAAGAAUAUUCCAAGAGGAUUUCAAGGCUUUCAAAACUUAAUAUCAAUUCAAAUUUGGGAAUGUCGUAAUCUUAGAAGUAUGGUUCCUACUUCUGUUGCAAAACUACUAGUGCAACUUCAAACCGUAGCAAUAAGUAAAUGCCAAUUGAUGGAAAAUAUUCUUCAAAGAGAGGACGAAGGUGGAGAAGAUAAGGAGAAAGUCGUUGGUGAUAUCAUUACAUUGUCGAAGUUGGAGAAAAUACGGCUAAGUGAGUUACCAAGCCUCAUUAGCAUCUGUAAAUCCAUGGACUCAGUUGAGGUUGAAGGAGGAGGAGGCAGCACUUCAUCAACAACCCUCUCUCAUAAACUAUUUUCAUCCAACACCAUUUUGUGGUUUCCCAAUUUGGUAGAGCUUUAUGUACAAGAGUGUGAAUCACUAGAAGUGAUAUUUGAUCUGGAAGGACUAAAGGUCAUAGAGAACCGCCAGCCCGUCUCAGCACUUUCUCAAUUAAGAAAACUAGAGUUAGAGAACUUAUAUGGGAUGGCUCAUGUGUGGAAGAAUAUUCCAAGAGGAUUUCAAGGCUUUCAAAACUUAAUAUCAAUUAGAAUCUCGCAAUGUCAUAAUCUUAGAAGUUUGCUUCCUACUUCUGCUACAAAACUAUUGGUGCAACUUCAAAGCAUACAAAUAUGGGAGUGCCGAUUGAUGGAAAAUAUUCUUCAAAGAGAGGACGAAGGUGGAGAGGAAAUUAGGAGAGCAGAUAUCAUUAUAUUCCCUCAAAUUCAUACCUUCGAACUAUUCUCGCUAUACAAUCUUGUGAGUUUUAGUAGCGAAGCCCAUUCUUUUGAGUGGCCAUCCAUAACGUGGAUCGAGUUGAAUAGAUGUCCAAAAUUAAAAACAUUUGGUUCAGAAGUUCAAAGCGGAAGAAAGCUAAGAAAAAAGGAUGCAGAACUAGAUGCAAGAGCCCCCCAAGAGCCUAGUACUGGCUCCUCCUUAGCCUCAACAAGAGAAUCUUCUAGACUUUUCAACCGAUGCCUAGAGUUGUCUUGUGUACCACGUCGCAGGAAUUCUAAUCCAGACCAAGGAAAUUGCAGCUCCUCUUCAGGAGAGAACAAACACAACUUUAACAAAGAUCAGGUUACAUUGACAAAUCAAGAUGAGCCAAAUUUGAGUGAGACUGAAAAUCAAACAAAGAUGUGUUCUCUAUUUCCUUACUACUUGAUUGAAAGUUUGGGAAAUCUAGAACAACUUGUCGCGGUUGAAUGUGAUUCAUUGGAAGUGCACUAUGCAAAAAUCAAACUUGUCGCGGGGGCUCUCUCUCUCUCUCUCUCUGAAAUUAAACUAAUCGAUCUUGCAUUUUUAAACCAGGAGCAAUGGACCUGGCAAAAUCGAUUGAGAAAGAUGAUGGUGUUGCGGCUACAAGUGAUGCUUUUCAUCGGCAUUUACCCCCAGAGCUACCCGUACCUACUGCAUUUUUGGAGAAAGAUAGACAACUAAAACCUCUGCAGUGGUUUUUUCUUCAAAUUUGGGGAAAUGGUGUUGCUAGUUAGAUGACUAGUAUAAAGUUGGAGAGGCUCCCACACAGAACACACAAAUGGAGCUGUGUAGUAUAAAAUUAAUGGUAUUCAUUUUCAAAUUCUAUAUUGUAUCUGUUCUAAAUAUUGGAGUUAUUAGAAGUUGAGGGUUUGAAAAUGCCCUUUUCAACGAUUACUGCCCUUUUGAAUCUCAUAGAAGACCAAAGUCAAGUUAAGCUUAAAAUGAGUACAUUGCUAGUUGGGGUGUGAUUACUUAAACCAUGCCCCUAACUCUAGUUUUUUUUACUUAAUAUGUUCACAUAGUUCUUUUUACUAUAUAAUAUUAGGUUUCUUUAUAUGGAAUGGAAAGUGAAAUAAACAAAAAAAAAUUCUUUUAACUUUGAUGAUCUAUAUAAAAAAUUGGUUCAGAGGUUUUAUCCUCUAGACUUCAUCGAGGUAGAAAAAAUUUAUUUAAGGUCUCAAUUGUAGCAUUAUGUGCUUAAUAUGACACCAAAAUAUCUAUAUUUUAUAUAAAACUUAAUAAACUAGCCUUCAUACUAGAAUGAAAGAUGGGAGUCUAAAUGAUAAGUUGAUAGUUUCUAUGUUAGCCUAUAUAUUAUAAGCUCAUUGCAUCUGGCAGUGAUUGACUAUAAUUUCCUUUUGAUAUAUCAUCGUUGGUUGACAUACCAUAUCUGACGUGUUUCUUCUCCAUUGUUUUGACCCAAAUUUCAUUUUGCUAUCAGAAUGGAAUUUCACUUAUAUAGCUACCAAUUACUUCCUGACCCUAAGCAAUUCUGAUAAUUGAUAUAGACUCAUGUUCAUCAUCUUGAUAGGCAUGUACACAUUCAAAUGGUUCAUCAUCUUGAUAAGGGACAUAAUUUCUGUUUGACUUGUGGAGCCUUUUGGUCCCCAUAUCCAGAUUUUUUUGGUUGCCAAUAGUGGUGCUUGCUGGCACUUAAGAACUUGUCUUGCAUGGGGUGAUGUGAUGAGAAAAUAUUCUCAUCAGUUAUAAUUUUCUGCCAUCUUAAUGAUCUAUCCUAACUGAUCCAAUUUUUUUAGACCCACAUGGAGCAAUGGGAGAGAAUAUGGGAGUCUGCCCAGUUUGCAGCAAGGUUUUUCAUUCCGAGGAUAUUGAGCAUUUGCUUGGUUUGGUUGACUCUCAUUCUUCUCAAUUGGUAUGUCUCCUCACAUAAUCCUGAUGAUAUCAAAGUAUAUCACAGUGAGAGGCUGCUAUGUUGCAGUUUGAUAAGAGCAAUUUCUUAAUGGUUUUAACACUUCACCCUGCAGACUAAGGCAGCAAAACCAGUGCUGGGAAAGUGCUAUCCUCAGCCAAAGAAGUUCUUCCUUAUGGGGAUUAUAUUUCUUUGCUGCUGCUUUUGGAUUUUUCCCAUUUGUUGGAGGGUACAAUCAUUACAUUCAGACAAAUGAGGGACUCGCAUUUCCAGUUUAAACCAAGAGCAAUGGACCUGGGAGAAUCGAUUGAGAAAGAUGAUGGUGUUGUGGCUACAAGUGAUGCUUUUCAUCGGCAUUUACCUCCAGUGCUACCUGUACCUACUGCAUUUUUGGAGAAAGAUGGACAACCAAACCCUCUGCAGUGGUUUUUUCUUCAAAUUUGGGGAAAUGGUGUUGCUAGUUAGAUGACUAGUAUAAAGUUGGAGAGGCUCCCACACAGAACACACAAAUGGAGCUGUGUAGUAUAAAAUUAAUGACCCACAUGGAGCAAUGGGAGAGAAUAUGGGAGUCUGCCCAGUUUGCCACAAGGUUUUUCAUUCCGAGGAUAUUGAGCAUUUGCUUGGUUUGGUUGACUCUCAUUCUUCUCAAUUGACUAAGGCAGCAAAAGCAGUGCUGGGAAAGUGCUAUCCUCAGCCAAAGAAGUUCUUCCUUAUGGGGAUUAUAUUUCUUUGCUGCUGCUUUUGGAUUUUUCCCAUUUGUUGGAGGGUACAAUCAUUACAUUCAGACAAAUGAGGGACUCGCAUUUCCAGUUUAAACCAAGAGCAAUGGACCUGGGAGAAUCGAUUGAGAAAGAUGAUGGUGUUGUGGCUACAAGUGAUGCUUUUCAUCGGCAUUUACCUCCAGUGCUACCUGUACCUACUGCAUUUUUGGAGAAAGAUGGACAACCAAACCCUCUGCAGUGGUUUUUUCUUCAAAUUUGGGGAAAUGGUGUUGCUAGUUAGAUGACUAGUAUAAAGUUGGAGAGGCUCCCACACAGAACACACAAAUGGAGCUGUGUAGUAUAAAAUUAAUGGUAUUCAUUUUCAAAUUCUAUACUGUAUCUGUUCUAAAUAUUGGAGUUAUUAGAAGUUGAAAGUUUGAAAAUGCCCUAUUCAAUGAUUACUCCCCGUUUGAAUCUCAUAGAAGACCAAAGUCAAGUUAAGCUUAAAAUGAGUACAUUGCUAGUUGGGGUGUGAUUACUUAAAAUAUGCCCCUAACUCUUGUUUUUCUUCUUUC
Molecule: messenger RNA, 7053 nt
Organism: Carya illinoinensis
Lineage: Eukaryota; Viridiplantae; Streptophyta; Magnoliopsida; Fagales; Juglandaceae
Product: probable disease resistance protein At4g27220
Exons: 11
Coding region: 68-4588 (1506 amino acids)
Molecular function (GO): ADP binding
Source: RefSeq, a predicted model, not a curated record